CUUCACGAUGGCUUGGAGAUAUAUUUUCUGGGAGAAUAUCAACUGGGUAGCAGGCGGCUUCUUCUUGGCUAAACGACAGGUCAUGAUGGAUUUCGUGCUGCAGUAUCAAAGAGCCGUGGAGCUGUUCUUGCGACUAAAUCAAAGCCAGGUGGAGCAGCAUGUCCUAUAUUCUAUUUACACCGACGAAGGCAGAGAAAUUGUAAAGCCAACAAUAGAACUUCAACCAAUUCAGUCUGGCUGGUUUGAUCUUGGAUUCAACUCUUUAGUUCCAGUAAACUAUUCUGCUUUAUCUCAAAGACUUGAAUUCAUGUCUACGUUCCAAAAUGUGCAAUGAACUAUAUAUAUUAACAAAUUUUUAUUGCUAUUUUUAUUAUUGAAUUUGUAGAGCACAUUUUAUAAAUUUUCAAAGACAUUAGGUAUUUUAUCGUUUAGUCCCUAAAGAAAGCCUUUAAAAAGUACUUAUUACUGAUUUU
Pomacea canaliculata is the source of this 473-nucleotide messenger RNA. RefSeq lists its product as uncharacterized. NCBI's taxonomy places the organism in Eukaryota, Metazoa, Mollusca, Gastropoda, Architaenioglossa, Ampullariidae. The transcript has 2 exons. Bases 8 to 334 code for a protein of 108 amino acids. The record is from RefSeq and is a predicted model, not a curated record.